AUGGCUGCGCCUCGACUGCCAUUCCUCUAUCCGCAGCUCUUCCGCUCAGCCAGGCCAUACGAGGCUGGUGCCCGUUCGCUUCGUUUCCAACGGUCUGGUUUCCAUGCCACUCCGCAGCGCAAGCAAGAUACAGUUGCCCCUCGUCAAGGACAAUCGCUAGAGUCCAAGCUACCUCCACCCGCGCAAAAUAAGAAAAAUCCAGUCAAAGAACCCCUCGAACCACCGUUGAAGAAGAGCCUUGCUUCCAAACCUCAAAAAGACAGUGCCCAGGGCACGAAUUCGGGACCCGAGCGCAGCAACAGCAAACAAAAUGUGAAUGACGAAAAAAACGAUACUGCUGCUAAGGCUUCAAAAACUGCAGGCAAACCACAAAAUGAGACGCAAACAUCGGAUAAUAAUGCCUCGGCCAAGUUGUCACGAGAGAUGCCACCACCUCAGAAUCCGAUGGACGCCGUUCUUCAAAUGCCACCGCCCUCCGAAAUGGGACUUGCGAGAUUGUCGCCAGAUGGACAUGGAAUACCGCACUUACAGCCCGCGCCGUAUAUUCACCAUUUCGAUACGUAUACUCUAGUCAAAAACCUUGAGGAGGGUGGGUUCAGUGAGGAACAGGCUGUCACAGUUAUGAAAGCCAUUCGGGGAAUUCUGCAGGAAAAGCUGAAAUUGGCCGAGAAGACCCUCACGUCUAAAUCAGACAGUGAAAAUGAGGAAUAUCUAUUUAAAGCUGCUUGUUCAGAGCUUCGGUCAUCAUUACAAGCUUCAAGGAGUCUGGAAGUUGAGCGCCAGCGAACGUCCGGAACACAACUGCAACAUGAAGUGGACAUCCUGAAUCUCCGAAUCAGUCAGGAAUUGGCAAAGUUGAAUGAUGAACUGAAAGGCAUGUGGAAUGAUCACAAAAUGACCACCAGGGAGCUACAGCAGAGUCAGGACACCGGCAUCCAGGAACUCAACUAUAAGAUUGCCGUUUCACUAGCAAGUGACGGAAAGAGCGAGACUGAAGGGUUGAGAUGGGUUCUGACGAGACGUGCCGCCUUGACCAUCGCUUUCAGUGCCAAAAGGAAACAGGCUGCUGCAAAGGAAACUGCCAAAGCCGAACCGGUGAAAGACGCCGCAGUUCAGACUGAACCGUCGCUCUCCGACACACUAAGGCGCAACGCCCAGAAUGCAUCGACAGUCUCUCUACUAUUCUUCUUCUGCUUCCCCCUCAUCGCGUCCGCCGAAUCCUGCGCUGGCGUCCUCCUACAGACCAUCGCGACGCGCUGGGAUUCACUCGGAAGCGCAUACCAGCACGAAAUAUGCGACCGCGGCUGCCAGCCCGUGAUGUCCACGUGGGAUGAAUGGACAUACUCCAACGCCUUCCUGCCGCUAAUCGACACCAUGGCGAAAGAAAUGUCGCUCUCGGACAAGUUCAAGUCCACGUUUACGCGCAUCGGCCAGGACAUCGCGACAUCCACCAAGAAAGAAUGCAGUGCGUUGUUGGCGCCCGGUCAACAUUUCUGUACUACUAGUGGAGGAACGCCCGACGGCGAUAAGUUGGCGCAAUGGAACCGUUGUUUCAAGAAGCAAGCUGCUCGGGAAGCUUCUAAAAAUGCGUUUACGAUGCUCAAAAUGGUGUCUGGUGAGAUCUGUAAAGGUUCAGCGUAUAAGUAUCUGUCGGAUGAUGAGUUGUGGACGCAGAUCCUGCCGGAGUAUAUGAGGAAAUAUUCGAAUACUUGUCAGGCUCGGGCUCGGGCUCCAGAUGUUCGCGCAGAGGUUGUUCCCAACGUGGCGCAAGAUAAAGAGAAAGUGCCGAAAGAUGAAUUAUGA
This is a messenger RNA of Talaromyces atroroseus, 1803 nucleotides long. RefSeq lists its product as hypothetical. The record is from RefSeq and is a predicted model, not a curated record. The coding region runs from base 1 to 1803 and encodes 600 amino acids. Lineage: Eukaryota; Fungi; Ascomycota; Eurotiomycetes; Eurotiales; Trichocomaceae. The transcript has 3 exons. Gene Ontology annotation, cellular component: mitochondrion.